AUGAUCCUUGCAAGAGUCAAGACGGACUUCCUCUUUGCACGACUGGCUAAGUGCACUGAGAAUGAUUGCAGUGAAUAUCGAUCACAAGUCGACGCUAACGGAGAACUCACCUGCACAAAAGAGAAUGACCCUGUGCGUGACUCUUCUGGCCGGCAGCACAGCAACAAGUGUCUUAUGUGUGCAGAGAAGUUCAAACAAGAAGCUCAAAGAGGCAUCCAGUUUGGUAGAAAUACCCAGCAACCAACUGUGAACAGCCUUGAUGGGAACAGCAUGUAUCAGAACAGCUGCAGCCAGUCUGGUGGGACCUUUCCCUGCUCUGCCAAUGGCCAGGCUGCUCAGGGCAAUAGCGGACCAAGCGGUGGGUGUGGAGGCACGCAGCAAGGCACAGCUCAGAACGGUGGAAACUGUGGAACACAGUCUGGCAGCAACGAAAGGGAGAACCAAAGUGUUGGCAACGGCAUUAUCGUUCCGAUGGACUGCAGGCGAAUUCUGCAUGGAGUAAAGGGUGAAGCAAUUAUCUGCAGAAAUUCCUGGGAACCCGUUUGUGGCACUGACGGAAAAACAUACAGCAACAGAUGUGUCUUGUGUUCGGAGAUGACGAGAACUGGAAACGGCAUUACAGUACGGUCUGAGGGGGAAUGUGCCAACGCUGCUCCAGCAAAGGCCAACUGCAGUCAGUACCCCCAAACCAAAGGGAGAGUACUGUGCACCCGGACCUCCCAGAUGGUGUGUGGAACAGAUGGUGUGACACACAGCAGCGAGUGUAUGCUGUGCGACCGAAUCCUGAAAACGAGAUCUGAGAUUGGUAUAAAGCACAUAGGAGCGUGCGCUCAGAAGUAAAGGAGUUCAGACCACCAGCAAGUAUCAAAGCAGAAGCGUGACAAAGGGCAAGUCAUGGAAGAAUCGAUGUUAAGCAUGAAGGAAGUUGCUCUAAUCCUCAGUGCUGCCAAGCCUGCCUUCGUCCUUCUCCUACACUCUCGAGGGGACAGUCCUGCACUGGCUCAGGUGUAGGGAGAUGGCAUUAGAUGGCCCAGUCAGUCUUUUCCCAGCUCUAGCUCCUAUGAUUCUGUGGUCCCUCCGGGGAGUCCCAUUCUCCGCUCUCCUCACGUCACUAUAUCUCACUGUGCUGCUUCAAUAAAGUAAACUCAGCAGAAACCUGUUACUUUUCUCCACCAGGCCUCCUCUGAGGGACUUGUUUAAUCAGCACUUGAGCCGCACCCUCCGCAGAAGUAGCAGAUUAGGUUAGUGGAUAGACCCCUCUCGGGAUGGGUAGCUGGCCCUAGCUUUGCCCCUAGAUGUUACUCUGGUGGUUCACAUGAAGAGUCCAGGUGAGAAUAAAUACGCACCUGGGACUCCCAGUUCCUGUAAGUCACCUAUGAUGAUGCCACGCCAAAAGGGAGGAAGCAGCUCUAGUGGUUACAGCGUGGCCCUGGGAGUCAGGGGCUCCGGGCUCUGCACAGAUUCGUUGCGCAGCCUUUGGUAAGUGACUUUGCUCCUCUGUGACCCUGUUUCCAACAUCUGCAAAAAGGAGAUUAAUAAAAUAGUUCCCUACCUCACAGGGCUGUUGUGAGGCUUCCCUGGCUUGUGUUUGUAAAGCACUUUGAGAUCUGCCGGUGACUGGCCACUAUAAAACACUUUGAGAUCUG
Messenger RNA from Mauremys mutica (yellowpond turtle), 1646 nucleotides. Its product is annotated as serine protease inhibitor Kazal-type 5-like. Bases 1 to 840 code for a protein of 279 amino acids. The transcript has 11 exons. The record is from RefSeq and is a predicted model, not a curated record. Gene Ontology annotation, molecular function: protein binding. Lineage: Eukaryota; Metazoa; Chordata; Testudines; Geoemydidae.